AUGCAGACCAUCCAGACCGUAGAGACCCAGUUCCCCAUGUUGCGGGAGAUCGUCCACCCGUCUCCCUUCAUCCAGCUGGACAGAGAGAGGAGAAAGAGCAGCAUCACCAGCCUCCUCAGAAAACAACAACAGCGCAAACAACUAUCUGUAGACUCGGCUCAGAAGCCGCAGAAGGGUCCGGCCGAACACCCUCGACUGACCCGGUCAUCCAGCAGCCCGGGAUGCGAGGCCGUGAACCUAGUGGUCGCUCGUGCAGAAGAGACAAAGCCCGAGAGAGAGGGAAUGAAAGAAGCAAAGCUAUCACCGUGCAUGUCUUCGGUUGUGGCGACACAGCUUGCAUCACCGCAACAGCUGCGCCCGGCGACAAUUACGGCGAGGGAGGGAUUAGCAGAGAAAGCAGGGGGUGAGCGAGGCAGGGAGGGAAAGAUAGAACAGCAGCAAAGCCAGACCGAGCCAGAGAGUCAUGGCUUAAUCGCAGAGAAGGUUCACCUGCAGAGCAACAUGGGUAACCAGGAGGCCAAGCGUCUCUUGGAUGGGCUCGGCUCCGAUCGGAAAGAUCCUGGGAGCAACAGGAAGGUUAAGAAGUCCAAGACGACCACCAAGAGCUCCAAAACUUCCAUCUUGGGGCUGAUCCAGAAGGUGGCUUCCAAAGAUCAUGAAGAAUUGGAUGGUGGGAUAAGGAUUAGUGGAGAUGCCAGCGAGGAAGUGGAGGGUCCUACUCCAGGCAGUGAACCAGACAGAAGUUCAUCAGCAAGUCAGCAAUCACUUGCAGAUGCAAAUGAUGUAGAUGGGAUAAGUGAUGGAUCUGGUUCUGAGAUCUGCAGCUUCCACUCAGCUUCUGAGGUUCAGGAUAUGCUAACAGACAUUCAAAGGACCAUCGGACUAGAGCAAGAGAACAACAGGCUCGAGGAACAGAGAUGGACGACAGAGGAGGUAAGGAAACCAGAAUGGCAAGCUGAGAUCUGCCAAAAUCCAGAGGCUCAAGUUUGUCAACAGAAAGGUGGUCCUAAGGGUCUUCCAAGUACAGCUGACACUGAUGGCUGCGUCAAUGAAGACAACAUGGCAACUCACACCAAAGCACCAAGUAGCCAAGAUGCUUUGAAGAGCUCCUGUAGCAUUCAAGAUUCUUCAGGAACCGUUAGCCAAACAUCUAGUAGCUUCAGCAUUGAAGACACCUCAGCAGCUAGCACGUCAUUUGAGAGUGCAGAGGAACACCUUCAUGACGGUUCCUCUUUUUCAACUCCGACUGAAGAGUGUCCACAGGGCAUCGGUAUCCUGAGCCACCAUCUGAACGGUGGCUCAAUCAAGAGGCCCACAGAUCUUAAGCUUGAUUCUGGACCGAGAGUUAGGCAGGUGGCCUUCAUGCCACAGAAGAGCGUGAGCAGCUUGGAUCUCAGUACAGAACACGGUGAGGAAGACUGCCGACUCGAAGACCCAGCGCUAUGCAGUUCUUCUCAGAGAAAGAGGACGAGCAAGGGCACGGUGCUUACCCAGUCGCUCUCCGAAGGCACGCUGGACCAAAGCUCUAAACCUCGCAGAACUUCCAUCUCUGGAGUUAAACUCUACCCGAUCAUCCAGCCAUCCUACGUGAAGACCACUACGAGGCAGCUGUCCUCUCCUCUCCACUCGCCCUGCUCAACCGGUCGCAGACUGAGCCAACAGAUCUGCUCAGAUCAGGGGGCCAUCAGAGCUGAGCAGUGGAGGACCAGCAGGCAGCGCUCCUGUAGCAUCGCUGUUCCGGUGGGUCUUCACGAAAAUUGGUGUGGGCACGCCGAGCUUGGAGAAAGAGACUUUUCAACUCCCGAAGCCAUCCAGAACCUGAUCCAGGAUGUGUUCUUAGGUCGGGCUCUGUUAGAAAGAUGCGCCGGUGUUUGUGACCAUGAAGACUCAGAUGAAGCUGAGAGGUUCUGCUCCAGACUUCUGGCUCUCGGGAUCCUCCAGCCUUUCAGUCACUGUCCACAAAAUGCAACCACAGGAAGUGAUGUCAUCACCAAGCCAAGUUUUCAUAAGGAUCAGUGGUACACAUGGGCUCCAUUAGGUCGGCCUGAGGCCUGGACAACAGGACCAUUACAGACCCCGUGGCCCCCGGCUUCCAGUACAGACCUGAUUGACUCUGAGGGACGCGCUCGAUCCAUCCAGAAGCUGCAGAGAACCAUCGCGGAGUCACAUCAGGAGAUCUAUCAGCUGGAGAAAAACCUCGGGCCCUCGAUCGUCUCAGAGAAAAUACCGACUGAAAACGUUCCUGACAGAUCAGCUCUCGAUCCUGGACGUUUAUCUUCUAAGAGAAAUGAACUGACGCCGCUAUACGAAGCUCGAUCGGUCCAGACGUCUCCUGCUGAGGAGGCCUUUAGGUUCCCGGUGCCUUUAUCUGACCAAUCACAGCCUCUUAAAUUCACUGAUCGUGCCACCUCACCUAUAGCGCCGCCCGAUAUCCCACAGGGUGCUACACCUCCUCCAGCGUCAGAACCCUCACCACCAGUACCACAAACACCAUCUUCACACACCCUUCCUUGCUCCACACCUCUUCCUUGCUCUGGACCUCCACCACCACCACCCCUUUCAGGCUUUGAACCUCCACCCCCACCACCUCUACCAAACUCUGGACCUCCACCACCUCAUCCAGGCUUCAGGCAUCCACCGCCGCCACCACCUCUUCCAGAUUCUGGACCUCCAGCAUCACCUUUUCCAGGCUCUGGACCUCCACCCCCACCACCUCUACCAGGCUCUGGACUUCCACCGCCACCACCUCUUCCAGGUUCUGCACCUCCACCUGCACCACCUCUACCAGGUUCUGGACCUCCACCCCCACCACCUCUUCCAGGCUCUGGACCUCCACCUCCACCACCUCUACCAGGUUCUGGACCUCCACCACCACCACCUCUUCCAGGUUCUGGACCUCCACCGCCACCACCCCUUCCAGGAUCUGGACCUCCACCUCCGCCACCCCUUCCAGGAUCUGGACCUCCACCUCCGCCACCCCUUCCAGGCUCUGGACCUCCACCUCCACCACCUCUACCAGGCUCUGGACUUCCACCACCACCACCUCUUCCAGGCUCUGGACCUCCACCUCCACCCCCAGGACCUGGAAGUCUUCUGCCACCUCCUAUUGGUUUGAUGUCAGUGAGCCCAGGCCUGGAUUCUGUCCCCACAAAAGCAGUUAUUGAGCCUCCACGACCAAUGAAGCCUCUGUACUGGACCAGGAUACAGCUGCAUGUGAAAAAAGAACCAAACACACACCUGAUCUGGGAGUCUGUGGAGGAGCCUCAAGUGGACUUUGACGAAUUUGUUAAGCUGUUUUCCAAAAGUGUGGUGGAAGAGAAGAAGAAGAGGCCAAUCUCAGAUACCAUCAGCAAAUCCAAGUCCAAACAGGUGGUGAAGGUGCUGAGUAAUAAACGCUCUCAGGCUGUCGGGAUUCUCAUGUCCAGCCUGCACUUAGACAUGAAGGACAUCCAGCACGCCGUCCUGAACAUGGACAGUGGCGUGGUGGAUCUUGAGACCCUCCAGGCUCUGUACGAGAACAGAGCACAAAAAGACGAGAUGGACCAGAUCAGGAGAAACGUCCAGUCCAACCAGGACCAGAACAGACCGCUGGAUAAACCUGAACAGUUCCUGCUGCAGCUGGCGGACGUUCCUCAGUUCUCUGAGCGAGUUCUCUGUGUUCUGGUUCGAUCCUCCUACAGUGAGAGUUUGAUCUCAGUGCAGAAGAAGAUCAAACUGCUGCAGAGAGUCUGUACGGCUCUGAGCUCCAGUAAACGUGUGCUGCAGGUUCUCGGCCUGGUUCUCACCUUCGGAAACUACAUGAACGGAGGGAACAGGAGUCGAGGACAAGCGGACGGUUUCACCCUCGACAUCCUGCCCAAGCUGAAGGACGUCAAGAGCGCUGACAGCUCGCGGAGCCUCCUGUCCUUCAUGGUGGCGUACUAUCUGCGACACUUUGAUGAGGAUGCCGGGAUGGAGACCUGCUCGUACCCUCUCCCGGAGCCACAGGAUCUUUUCCAGGUGUCGCAGAUGAAGUUUGAGGAUUUUCAGCGCGACCUGUCCAAGUUACGCAAAGAUCUAAACGCCUGCUCGACCGCCGUGGAAAACGUCUGUGCUGUUUCGUCGGAGGAACAUUUGCAGCCCUUUAAAGAUAAAAUGGAGCAGUUCAUCACGCAGGCCAGGACAGAGCUGGACGAUCAGGAGAAACAUCUGGCUGACACAAAGAAAAGCUUUCUGGAGCUGAGUGGGAUUUUCUCGGUGAAGCCUAAAGGAGGAGAGAAAGAAGUUUCCCCGAACACGUUCUUCUCCGUGUGGCAGGAGUUCUCCUCCGAUUUUAAAGACGUGUGGAAGAAAGAGAACAAGCGUCUCCUGAAGGAACGGCUGAAAGCGGUCGAAGAGACGAUCAAACAGACUCGAGAGAAAUCGUCCCUCAACAUCAAACCUAAGAACGCUUCUGGAAUCAAAGCCAAACUGGGCCAGAAGAUCUGAAGAUCGGUGCUGGUGAACAGUCCUGUCAUCCAACUCUCCAGCUUCUAUUCACACUGAGCUUAGGGUGGCCACAUUCAUAGCCACAAAAAGGAGGACGUUACACCCAAAAGGAGGACGUCAUACCAGGAACAGGGGGACAUGAUACUGCAACACACAGAAUGAAACCAGAACCCAUAUAACAGAGUUUUUGACCAAUUUAAGCAAGAAUUCUACAACAAAUUACUGUUUUACUCACUAAUUGUUGUGUCUACUUUUGAUAUUUAAGUCCGUUCCUCGCUGCCUCCAAAAGUUUACUUUUUGGCAUUUUCACAGCGUUCCUGAGCAUGAGAGCUGAGUAACUGACUCUAUUAGAGGUGUAUACAGACCAGAGCGAGCGGGCGAAAUUCAACCACCCAAUCACAGACUAGCAUUUAGAGGGCGGACCUUCUGCGAUUGGCCAGUGGUAGCUCUAUAAGCAGUCAAAUGAGGCUGUUAAACCAAUGAAAUACAAAGCAUUUGUUUUGAUGUGUACCCGAGCCAAUGACAGAUAAUAUUGAUCAAAAAUGAAACCAGUUCAUUCCAAAAGGAGGAUUUUUAAGUGUCCGUCCUAGCGUUGCGUGAAUGGAGGACUGGCAGCUGAAAAGCGGGACUGUCCGGCCUAAAACCGGACGGCUGGCCACCCUAACUGAGCUGCUAACAGGAUUUAGCAGUUAGCCUGUAACUUGUAACUGUAGCUCUUCUAUAUAAAUAAAGCAGCAAAGACUGUUUAUACAAUUUCAUUUAUUAGUUGUAAAUAAAUCAGUUCUGCUGUUUGCUGUUU
Messenger RNA from Trichomycterus rosablanca, 5266 nucleotides. RefSeq names its product formin 2a (gene fmn2a). The coding region runs from base 1 to 4467 and encodes 1488 amino acids. Lineage: Eukaryota; Metazoa; Chordata; Actinopteri; Siluriformes; Trichomycteridae. Gene Ontology annotation, molecular function: microtubule binding. The transcript is spliced from 18 exons. The record is from RefSeq and is a predicted model, not a curated record. Gene Ontology annotation, cellular component: cytoplasm; endoplasmic reticulum membrane; nucleus. Gene Ontology annotation, biological process: actin nucleation; intracellular transport.